Molecule: messenger RNA, 504 nt
Organism: Botrytis byssoidea
Lineage: Eukaryota; Fungi; Ascomycota; Leotiomycetes; Helotiales; Sclerotiniaceae
Exons: 2
Coding region: 1-504 (167 amino acids)
Source: RefSeq, a predicted model, not a curated record
AUGUUCCGAAUGGGUUCCCAAGCUCGAGGUAGUGCGAAUAUCGCUGCCUUCCUCACUCGCAAUCAUUGCCCUGUCACUUUUACUCGCUCUGUUCACAACGUCAAGCUAGUAGGACUCCACAAUCAGCUGUUCCAGCCAGCUCCAGAGAUACUAAGAUUGCAUGGUCUUAGACUUCAUGGUCCCACUACCAAGAUAGUAGCAAAUCCUGCACAUAAAGAGCCGGCAAGGGCAAUCGCUUUGGAGACUAAUCGCUAUCCAAACUUGGCCAAAACUUCCAAAACAAUCAACACACCAACAAUUUUUAUGGCUUCUGCCACAGCUCUAAUCACUGAAUCGCCGGAGGAGACACCCCUCCUGAGCAAAGCAACCUUUGGCGAGCUCAUCACCGCGCUCGGUGAUGCUACCGAAUCUUUAACAUGGAUUCAUAGCGGCCGUCCUAACAAGAACAUCGAAUUACCCCCAGACAGCGAAAACACAAUAGAUGAAAGUGAAGAGGUCCUUUGA